Messenger RNA from Petromyzon marinus (sea lamprey), 6049 nucleotides. Lineage: Eukaryota; Metazoa; Chordata; Hyperoartia; Petromyzontiformes; Petromyzontidae. The record is from RefSeq and is a predicted model, not a curated record.
CCCGCGACGGGGGUACGCCCCAGGCCCGCACGCUCCGCCCUCACCCCCGCGAGCGCGAAUAGACGCGUCCCUCACGCCAUGCUCCUCCCCCCCCCUUCUCGUCGCUUGGGCGCGCCCAGCGUGACGUUCGAGGGGUGGGGAGAGCAACUGGCCGUCGCCUGAUGAAGUUGGUUGUGGUUGUUGUAAAUCACUGACGAAACGUCGAACUCGGAUAGUAAAUAUUGUGGGUUUACUCUCCCGACACCGGUGUGCUUAAGUAGUAACUAACCGGGCACGUUUUGUUUACGUGACAAACAUUAUUAAUGGACCCCAAAAAAAUAUUUUUUUUACGGAUGAUAUUGGUCUCGAAAGCCUACCACUACGUGUUAAACUGGGGUGGACAGUGAGCCCCCGAAAUAACGUGUCUCCGGAAUGUAAAGUUGCUCGUAAGACAGCCACAGUAAUAUCUAGGGCGGCCGCUGUGUCGAACCGUCAACCUCUGCAGCAUGCGCUACCGAUUGGCCGUGCCACCGUCUCUGAAGUCCAACUAACGAUGUUACACUUAAUCCACUGCGUAUAAUCUGCAUAACCCUGUAUUGUAUGAAGGCCAAAUGCAAGACGUUGCUUAACACUACUGUUCCCUAAGCCUUUUGAAUGCUGCAUAAAGAUUAAACGUUUUGCAUAUGCUACAUUCUCCAUGGCUCUGCCGCUCGAACUUGUAACACAGAACUGUGGAGGCAGUGAUGGCGAAUCGCACACAUUCAUGCACCGUGUUGAUGCAGUUGGCCACACGUCAUGAUAUAGGAUCACAGAGCUUGGGCACAUUUCGGUGUCGGUUUUUUGGCUGCCUUACCAAGCACAUCUUUGUGGGUUCCUACGUCGCUUUGAGGAACCUGCAGCGUUUUGGUCUGCGACUUGUAUGGAUGACACUGCUAUACACAAAUAAAACAUGUAUAGUUAAACAGCUACAGCUGUGACACAUGGCUGCCACGUGGCUCUGACAUCACCAGACAACUUCCUGCCAUUCUAUCCUGUCCAUGGGUUCAGGUGUAUACACUAUAUACACUCUAUAUAUUUAAUCUGCCUUUCCAUUCCGUACAGGUUGUCCCAUGGAGCAAGAGCAGUGGCAGCAGCUCGCACAUUCUCCACGAGCGAGCCAGGUCAGCGCUACCUCCUAGGGGGCACACACAGAGUUGCUGAGCAUGGGUCCAAAUGCCCCAAACAUCAAGCGGCCAGAAUGCAAAUAGCACCGUCAAAGCUAUAGUAGACAAGGGUGUAACACGUUUCUCGAAUUGAGCAAGGUUGUUAUGAGAGCUUGGAAAAGAGACGACGAUAUUGGGAGGGAAUUUCAAGGAGGCAGAGGGCGAGGGAAGAAGCAGAGUGGUGGUGGUUAACGCCAUGUGGAUGAGAUGAAAUAGCAUGGUUGACCUGGUCCCUCAACUUGGGUGGAGGAAUCUAUUACAACUUUAAAAGUGCUGUUUGUUGCCAGUCGCUUGAGAUGUUGGGCUUUUGUGCCAGUGCCUGGCAACUGUGAGUUUAAAUUCAAUGAAACCCUUUGCGCUGUAGAAUAAAUGUUAUUCUCUAUUCCCCAGGAUGCCAUGACUUCCGAUAUGAAGACCGACCUUUUCCAACAACAGCCAGCAGCUGGGUCGUCACUGCAGCUGCCUGUGUCAAAUCUGGAGUGUCUACGCAAGAGCCGUAAAACCGUCAAGAGAAUCCUGUGCGACAUUGGCCUGGAGUGGUGCCAGACGUUUGUGGAGAACCAGGAGGACGAGGAGCUGGUUACCUGGAACUAUCAGUGCACGGACUGGGAGCUGCUCACUGAACACGAACCUCCCGCAAAGCACAAGCGUAAAGCCCUGGCGAGUUUGCCGGCCACCACGGAACAGACCAGUGGCACCUUGGCAGUAAAGACCAAAAAAACCAAGACGGCAGGAGAGCGACUAUGAGACGAUGCUGCGGCACGCGGCGGCCUCGCACGACCCCAGGCACCCCUGGUCUCUCGUCGGAUACGCCAGCUUCGCGCCGUCGUGGCCGGGAGGCUGCGGGCAGCAGCAGUACAUCUGUCCCACACAGCUGCUUGCCUUCCAACCGCCACCGCCCCUCUGCCUAGCCCCCCCGUCACAGAUUGCACCUCCGAGCGUUCAACCGAGCCAAGCGUCCAUGGUUCCUGUGGAGAAUGGCGGAACAGUGGGCUCGACCGUUUCGUCACUACAGGUCAAGACCGGAUCACGAUUAGUAGUACCGGCACAAAAACUUCAGUUCUGCAGGUUCUGCAAGGAGUUUGUGACCUCGGGGGUAUUUCUGGGGCAUUCCCUCACGUGUCACGGCCCCACACUGGCAGAGGAGAGCGGCCUCUCAGAUCCACGCAUGUCAGAGUGCUCCUUGUGCAAAGCGGAGAUGCAUCCCACGAUGCUGAGAGAGCACAUGCUGCAGCAUAGCCUGCACUGCCAGUACUGCCUCUUGGCCUUCAAGGAACAUCGGCAGAUGCUGGAACACAUGGCCAAAGAGCAUCCGUACUACGGGACUAGUGGCUCUGCAAUUCUUGAAUCGCAAGCCGUCAUUUCCGCAAGAUCUUCCGCAGGUUGUCUUUCCGCGCACUCACAAACGUUUACGAACGAUUUCCAGGCACCAGAAAACAUUAUGCCAAACACGUUGUUGCAACCUCAGUGCACCGUGUCAAACAUAACGCAGCCAUGCAGUGGUGCGACCGUGCAGAGUCAACCUUCGAAUCCAUCUCUCCCAAUCUUCACUUUCACCCUCCCACCGGUCCCAGUGUCUACCCAAGAUCAACAGUCGUUGAUUCUUAAGUUGGUCCCUCAACAAUCUGUUGUUGCGUCACAAUCACAGCAGCUUGGCAACAUGCCAGCGUUGCUCACACUGAACUUAUCGCAGGCUCCGCAGUCUGGUGGAGUUCCCCGCUUUGUGUCUAUAGCGCCCUCCAUGCCAGCAAUGCAGUCCAACCAGCAGCCCCCUGCUGUCUCUUCCCGAGUGACGACCGCGUGCGCACAAAACGUAAUUUCCACAGUAAGCAAAGCGAUUGAGAAUAACGUGAUGUCCGGACAGGAACCGCUGCGUCAGCAAGCAGACACUGCCGCACAGUUUCACUUAGCGAUGGCGUCGCCUACAGCGGUGAACGUUUCGGAAGCAGCUCAGGCGCAAUUCGCCGUGAACCCCGGCACCGCCUCAGCAUUGCAUCAGCUACAGAAUGGCAUGUGGGGGUCAGGCACCACGCAGAUAAUGAUGACGCAUCCCCAGCAGCCGCACGUUGUGACAGUUCCUCACAUGCCCUCAGGGAUGAUGCCGCAGACCGUCACCAUCUGCAACCGCGGGACUGGACAGCCCCUGCAGCUGCUGUUGCAGCCAGCUCCCGGUCUUGCUCAUUCCAGCUCGGCCCAGAUGCCCGUGGGCACGACAACGAAGGGGGUCGUAAAUUGCGAUGGCGUGAAUCCCGCAGCGAUCGGUGUCACCGCUGCUGCGACCCUGCCGGCCGCCCCGAUGCAGCAAUAUUUUGUGACGGUCAACAAUGGCCCCGCGGGCCCCAUAACCAUGGUGCCAGUGAAUCAGACCUCUACACCCUCUGCGCAUGCCGCCGUCGCCGCCGCGAUGCCAACACCCACAGCUCUUUGCUGUGCAUCGAGCAGCUGCUUGGUCACCGUCCCUGCUGUACCUAUACCCGGCGAUUUGGGUAAAAAGCCCGGCGCCACCGCCCCCUGGUGUGAACGCCGCGAGUCUCCAGGAGCCAGCGGGGCCGUGGAUGCCGCAGCCGAGACCUCCGGCAAUGCGCUCCGCGGUUUCCUGGGGCAGGUGCACGCACUUUGCGUGUUCUGCGGGGCAACCAUACGGGGACCCCAGCAGGAGAUCGCUGCCAUGGUGGAACAUCACCUUAAUACAACGCAUGGCGUCAGCCAGACUUUUGAUCGGAAAAAGAACAUGGUGAAGUAUUACUGCUUUCACUGCAAAGUACAGUAUCACUAUCCUCUGUAUGUCAACGCGCUGGACGCUCACAAGAAGCACUGCCCGAUGCAGGUGAUGGAACGUAAGGUGCUUGGGGUAAUGGCUGGUACAAAGGACGACUGCACGGUGAACUCUCCUGAGGAGGUGAGGAUCACUCAGUACAAACCGAAGGUCGUGGAUCACAAUGGAGGCAACGCGGCGCCACGGGUUGAGAUCGCAGUACGUUGUGUCAAAAACACACCAGUGCACAAUCCAAGUUUCAGGGAUACUAAGGCAAAAUUACAACAAAACACAACAGCUGUGAUCAUUCAGAAGGGCUGUACAUUAAAAAAGGCAGUGCAUCAUAACAGGAGCAGCGGAUCCAUGCACCUGGCUCUAGAUCCGACCGACCACGUCGACAAGAGUUACGACGAAAGGAAGCAGUUCCUCGUGAAAUAUUUCAACGAGCGCCCAUACCCAAACCAGAAGGAGGUGGCCCUGCUCACAGAGAAACUGUGGAUGUGCCAUGGAGACGCGGCCAUUCUGUUUGCCUGCAAGCAGAAGGAAUGCCUACGUUCGAUCGAGGCACAUCGGACCCACGUGCUGCUAGGGUUCAGCAUGUUGGAGAUGCAGGGCCUCAACCACGGCCUCUUCUUCCCUGUAUUGGACUCGACCACGUGGGACAUCCCGAUGGAAAAAACAGCGCUGCCAGGGCAAAGUAACCACACAGACAACACAGAGCACACGGAGCACGCGGGGCAAAGUAAGCACGUGGGGCACACGGGGGAUGCAGAGCACCCAGGGCACAGUAAUGACAUGGAUCACGUGAAGCACGCGGGGCAUAGUAAGCACACGGACCACGUGGAGGUGUAAAUGUUUAGCUCCAAUUUUUUUCCAGCUAAUAAUCUCACACGGUGUACCUGGUAUUAGACAACCACCCCAAUGCUGAAAAAAUACUUGCAAAUUACUCAUUUGGGAUUCCACACCCAGCAACAUCGCCCCCUACCGUGAAAACUUGGCAGGACCCUCCUAAAAUAAGAUUAUUUCUGGGUAAAAGAGGUGUAAAUAAUACAAUGAAUAUAACCCAUGGACCUGCUACUGUAUAUAUAUAAUACUGCUACUGUACAUAGAUUAAAUAAUUUCAUGGGUUGUGAGGGCAUGAAUGCGACCCCCAUUUGAAACGCGAUCCUGGUCAUGUGUGCCGAACCACAGUCAUCUUGCUUGGUGAUGUUCGGUUAACGUGUUUAUAAUGUUUCGUCUUUGUAUUAAUGUGAAGCUUUAUGUAUUUUACAAAGGUCGGAUAAUUUCGGCGAAAACUUUGCUUCCCUGAAAUACAGAUUUGUUUUAUAUAGUUUCCGAGCACAGGCAAAGAACCAUAAGCGGCCUGCAACAAACGUAACGAUUAAUGUUGAAACAGAUAAGAAUUGAUGGGUUUCAUGAAUAGGCAAGGCUAUUAUCUAAGAGCUUUCGAGAAGAGACGAUGGGAGGGAAGAAGCAGUGUGGCGAGUGAACACUGUGGGAUGAGACAACACGCCUCCACUGUUGAUGCAACAAAACAUGAAUAGCAGAGGCUUCUGCACACUCAUAACCUGGGUUAUAAGAGUUUCGCAUUCAUAAAUGAUCUUAAUACAACUUUCGAUUUAAUCUUUCAUUAUUUGCUUUGCACGACUGUAUGGAAGCUGGCCCAGAGGCGACAUGUCCAGGUAUUGGUGACUUUCCUUCAAUGCCCGUAAUUCAGAUCGAUUUUCGUGACAUCGCGUCAGUGAACGUCGGAAGUGGAUGAGUGGACUGCGAGUGUGCAAGAGGGCCCUGGUGCUGGAGAGAGAACGCGGCGCAGCUGGGGUUGUACUUUUAGAACAUUGCAAGCAGUACAAUUUAGCCUGCCUAUUCUUGAAACCAGAACCGGGAGAUAUUUUCCAGAGCGAUAUGGGGUGCUGUGUGUUCGCAAUGUGCAGUCCGCAGACCCAAGGUGAAUGUAUUUCAGAGCUGUAUGUAACCUAUGUGGCUCGUGAAGAUUACAACAAUAACAUUGCGUAACAUUUUCUCGUUUCUAUCCCCAUAUGCCUCGUGCAUGAUGUAGGUAUAAAAUAUUAAUAUUUUGGAUGUAAAUGUUUAAUAAAGUUGAUAUUUGGCA